CUCACCGCCAUUCAAACGUCCCAAACCCUAGAAAUCGAUCUUCUUCAACCUCUCGAUCUCUCGCAAUCUUCGUCAAAACUUGUAACCAGAAUCCCAGCUCCGGAACUCCAAAUUCAGCUGUUUCUCGACAACUUUCCCCGCAAUAAUGCUGAGAGUCGGUGCGAAGAAGCUCGCGGGACUGGUUCCGCGGGACCCUUCGUCGGGGCCGGUCCGGGUGUUGCCGCGGCUGUACCACGAGAGGGUAUUGGACCACUACAACAACCCCCGGAACGUCGGGUCGUUCGACAAGACCGACCCGACGGUCGGGACGGGGCUGGUUGGCGCGCCGGCGUGCGGCGACGUGAUGAAGCUGCAGAUCAAGGUCGAUGAGGCCGGGAAGAUCGUGGAUGCUCGUUUCAAGACCUUCGGCUGUGGGUCCGCCAUUGCGUCUUCCUCUGUCGCGACUGAAUGGGUGAAAGGGAAGCAGAUGGAGGAAGUCUUAACCAUUAAAAACACGGAAAUUGCAAAGCACCUCUCUCUUCCACCUGUUAAGUUGCACUGCAGCAUGCUUGCUGAGGACGCAAUAAAGGCAGCCGUAAAAGAUUAUCAAGCUAAACAUGCUAAGUUGAAUGGAAGCAGCGAUAGUGCUGAGGAUGCACCUCUUGAGAAGGCGGCUGAUGCCUGAAGCUGCCCGUGAAAUGAUGAUGAUACCUCUGAGAAGGAGGCUGAUGCCUGAAGCUGUCCAUAUAUGAUGAUGAUAACGGUCUAUAAAAAAAUCGUAUGUUGUGGCUUGAAGUUGUAAUAAUGGACAUGGAAAAUGUAAAGAAUACUUUUGCGUAGUACCUUCCAAGAACAGCAGCCUUCGUUGUUCGUAUACAUCAGGUAUCACAAUUUCUUGGCUCCUUGGUUGCGGA
Molecule: messenger RNA, 893 nt
Organism: Rhodamnia argentea
Lineage: Eukaryota; Viridiplantae; Streptophyta; Magnoliopsida; Myrtales; Myrtaceae
Product: iron-sulfur cluster assembly scaffold protein IscU-like
Exons: 3
Coding region: 146-664 (172 amino acids)
Biological process (GO): intracellular iron ion homeostasis; iron-sulfur cluster assembly
Cellular component (GO): cytoplasm; mitochondrial matrix
Molecular function (GO): ferrous iron binding; 2 iron, 2 sulfur cluster binding
Source: RefSeq, a predicted model, not a curated record